UUACGUCGGGUAAACGCGGGCGGCACACGGCACGGCAAGGCGGGACCAGCACACAGCGCGUCCCCGCUGUCGCGCGACGACGGCUGUCCCCCCUCGCUCCUCUUUCUUCUCCGCCUUGUCGUCGUCGUCUCCCCCUCGUCCUGCCUGCCACGCCAACGACGGAAUUAAACCCCACCCUGCCCACGACCACCACCAUCGUACAGAGUACCUUGGUUCGGUUUGGUUUUCCUCCGCCCCCCACCCAGCUGCCAGCCAGCCCCGCUUCGACUGGCCGGAGGCGGCUGCCCCCCGAUCGCGGAUCGGACGCGGCUGCCCGCCUGGACGCCUCCUUCUCAGGAACCAGAGGGAGAUAAGAAGAAGUAGACAAGGGAGGUCAUUAUGCGCCGGUGGUUUUGCUGCAGUCAGUUUCAUGCUCCAUAUCGUGAACAUGAACAUGAAUUUCCUUCCAGCCCAGAUGAGAAAGAAGGAAAUGGUUUUGCUUCCAAAAGUGAUCCAACAAAAGCACCUCCUCCGAUUGAAAUACCUGAAUUGUCACUUGAUGAACUGAAAGAAAAGACUGACAAUUUUGGGUCGAAGGCUUUGAUUGGUGAAGGAUCAUAUGGAAGAGUGUAUUAUGCUAUUCUGGACAGUGAAAAGCAUGUUGCAGUUAAAAAGCUUGAUACUUCAUCAGACCCUGAACCUGAUAAUGAAUUUUUGACACAGAUCUCAAUUGUGUCAAAAUUGAAGCAUGAAAAUUUUGUGGAAAUGCUUGGGUACUGUGUGGAAGGAAAUCAACGUCUGGUGGCAUAUGAAUUUGCUACAAUGGGUUCUUUACAUGACAUUUUGCAUGGAAGAAAAGGUGUCCCUGGUGCACAGCCUGGCCCAGCACUUGACUGGAUACAGCGGGUCAAAAUUGCCAUAGAUGCUGCUAAAGGGCUAGCGUAUCUUCAUGAGAAGGUUCAACCUUCGAUAGUCCAUCGGGACAUACGUUCUAGCAACAUCCUUCUAUUUGAGGACUAUAAAGCGAAGAUUGCAGAUUUUAAUCUUUCAAACCAGUCUCCUGAUAUGGCUGCUCGUUUGCAUUCCACCCGUGUCCUUGGAACCUUCGGCUAUCAUGCUCCUGAGUAUGCCAUGACUGGCCAGCUAACUCAGAAAAGUGACGUAUAUAGCUUUGGAGUUGUUCUUUUAGAGCUUCUAACAGGAAGGAAACCGGUAGAUCAUACAAUGCCUAGAGGUCAGCAGAGUUUAGUUACAUGGGCAACACCUCGUUUGACUGAGGAUACAGUGAAACAGUGUAUUGACCCAAGGUUGAAAGGCGAGUAUCCCCCAAAAGGCGUCGCCAAGCUUGCAGCGGUGGCGGCACUCUGUGUGCAAUACGAAUCCGAGUUUAGGCCCAGCAUGAGCAUUGUCGUCAAAGCGCUCUCUCCCCUUCUUCAGCAUAAACCGCAACCUCCACCAGCCAUUGCUCCUAACACAACGGCUUCAGACAUCUGACCUACCCAGUUCAAUAUGGAUGUAAAAAGAGAUGGCAUGCCCUCGUUGGUGCCGGUGCACGCCUCAUUUUACAGUACUGUCUCGUGCUUGUCAGUUGGUAACGACAUCGUGGGCCAAUAAUGCAUAAUCAGCAUGGCUUGAUCAGUACAUAGGUUGUCUCUGUAACCGCAAGACUCCCUUUCUCCUUCCUCACCGUGUGGUUUUGCCUGGUGCUGUGCUCUAUUGCAUUCAUUGGCUCGGUGGAGAAUGUGUUUUGUUGGUGACCACCUUAAUAAUCUUUUUCAGGGUUACACUGUAACAUGGGAACUUGGGGAGGUUGUUAUUGGUUCAUGGCUUGGUUUUGGGGGUUUACCCUUUUAUAAUUUGAGCUGGACCCCGUCGAUUGUGUAAUCUGUGAACGCGAAGCUUGGUGUGUGCUUGCUUGCAUAUGUGUGAGAUAUGAAAAUUGGCCACAUUCUUGUUCAUUUUGAA
Molecule: messenger RNA, 1944 nt
Organism: Brachypodium distachyon (stiff brome)
Lineage: Eukaryota; Viridiplantae; Streptophyta; Magnoliopsida; Poales; Poaceae
Product: PTI1-like tyrosine-protein kinase 3
Exons: 8
Coding region: 379-1473 (364 amino acids)
Biological process (GO): protein phosphorylation
Molecular function (GO): protein tyrosine kinase activity; ATP binding
Source: RefSeq, a predicted model, not a curated record